GCCGCCUCUGCUCUGAUCCUUCUCCAUUGCUGAAUGAAGGCUCAGUGCCAUCCAUCGUCGAGCUGAGGAGCUCCGAUCCCGCCGGCCGGCCAUGGAGAUUCAACAACUCGACAACGAAUAUUCUCCAGACAAGUUUGCCAGCCUCGCUCUUGCGCCCAAAGGCCGCACAGACUCUCAGGAAGGCCGCUGGAGAGCGCAGGAGAAGUCCAUCGAUGACUGGCUUCCGAUCAACGCCAAGAGGAACGCCAAGUGGUGGUACGCCGCCUUCCACAAUGUCACCGCCAUGGUCGGCGCGGGCGUGCUAAGCCUUCCCUACGCAAUGUCCGAGCUCGGCUGGGAGGCUGGCAUCACGGUGCUGAUCCUGUCAUGGAUCAUCACGCUGUACACCUUGUGGCAGAUGGUGGAGAUGCACGAGAUGGUGCCGGGCAAGCGGUUCGACCGGUACCACGAGCUGGGGCAGCACGCCUUCGGCGAGAAGCUGGGGCUCUGGAUCGUCGUGCCGCAGCAGCUGGUGGUGGAGGUGGGCUUGAACAUCGUGUACAUGGUCACCGGCGGCCAGUCCCUGCAGAAGUUCCACGACGUGGUCUGCCCCGACUGCAAGCACAUCAAGCUCACGUAUUUCAUCAUGAUCUUCGCCUCCGCCCACUUGGUGCUCUCCCAGCUCCCCAACUUCCACUCCAUCUCUGGCGUCUCCCUUGCUGCCGCUGUCAUGUCGCUUUGUUACUCGACGAUCGCAUGGAUCGCGUCAGCAGCCAAGGGGAAGUCGGCGGAGGUGGACUACCACCUUCGUGCGACGACGACACCAGGGAAGGUGUUCGGCUUCUUCGGUGCACUUGGUGAUGUGGCCUUCGCGUACGCAGGGCACAACGUGGUGCUAGAGAUCCAGGCGACCAUUCCAUCGACACCGGGGAAGCCGUCUAAGAAGCCCAUGUGGAAGGGUGUUGUCGUCGCCUACAUCAUCAUCGCGAUAUGCUACUUCCCCGCCUCGCUCGUUGGUUACUGGGCCUUUGGCAACCAAGUCAAUGAUAACAUCCUCAUAACCCUCAACAAACCAAAGUGGCUCAUUGCCCUCGCAAACAUGAUGGUCGUUGUCCAUCUCCUUGGCGGUUACCAGAUUUACGCAAUGCCGGUGUUCGACAUGCUAGAAACGGUGCUGGUGAGGAAGUUUUGGUUUCCCCCAGGCCUAAUGUUGCGUCUGAUUGCCCGGACUGCCUAUGUUGCGUUCACGAUGUUCGUAGCCAUCACCUUCCCCUUCUUCAAUGAAUUGCUCAGUUUCUUCGGUGGAUUCGCCUUUGCACCGACAACUUAUUUCCUUCCUUGCAUCAUGUGGCUCACAGUCUACAAACCCAAAAGGUUCAGCCUCUCAUGGUUCACCAACUGGGCGUGUAUUGUUAUCGGAGUGCUGCUGAUGGUACUAUCACCAAUUGGAGGACUCCGUCAGAUCAUUUUGAAAAUCAAGACGUACAAAUUCUACCAAGAUUACCCCCAGAAAUGAUUAAUUCAACACAAACCCAAGCCAUAGUUAACAGACCCUCAGACAUAUGCCUCGGACCAUCAUCAGCUAAAACAGGUUUUGUGAAAUUCCAUUUUGUUUUUUCCACGACAAAAGAAAAUCACACUAGGCAGUGAAGUUAGUCGGAUCCUUUGCGAACCGAUUACCAACACCUAAUUUGAACUUGCCAUGCCAAAAGAUAUGGGAAUGUCACAUAUCCAAUUCAAGAUUCUAGCUGAUGAUGAUCCAUGACAUACAUUUCACAAUUCCAUUAAUUAUGUGACUAACCACAAGACGGUUUUGAGUUAUCAUAUAUGCAUGUAUAUGUCAUGUUUGUCAAUAUUUUAGGGAAAAGUUGGUGUAUUUGUGUGUAAGGGAGAAAAAAUGUUGGUGGUUUGUAUUUCCUUCAUCCACAUAUAGUUCAUUGUGUUUAGAUUGGACUUCUGAGAGAAUGAUCUAUAGUUGGGCAAAUGAAAGAGCGGCUAGAGAAUGAUUCUUUGUAAUGGAUGAUUAAACACUCUAGGUUGACCCAAGGAUUGUGAUUAGUUCAUGAUCUACACACCAUGUUAUAUUUAAUGUAUCGCAAGGUAGAUCACGAAAGUGUAAAAAUUAGGGUAAAAUGUGUACAAGAACUAAUGUUAGCAAAAAUAAUGGCACCAAGAACUAUACGUAUCUUGAAAGUGCAAAAAUUUUUUAGAUUAUGGAUAAGAAUCCGGCCUCUAUAUCCAUAGUUGGAUAUAUGCAACCAAACAAAAUACAUUGAGUACUUAGACUCCAACCCUCAACACUGAGGAACUCAAACAACAAGAAAAAAAAGCUAAAGACUAAGUGAGAAAACAAAGACUAAGCUUCGAUCUUCUUCCAUAUCUUGCUUCCAACUUGUAUUGCCCACACUCAGCAACUAUUUUUCACCUCUCUCCUCCUUAGGGACAGGAGAUGAUGGGAUUGUUACUGGUACAAUAAUCGCGAUCUCGACCACAGCAUCGCAGGGCUCAACACCUCCAUGGUGACGUCCCCAUGGCGUAAGCGACGUCAAUACUGCCACCGCUGCCGCCGCCACCAGAACCAACCUAGUAGUUCAUAGGUUUUCACCUGGAGAAGAAGACAGCAAGAUCCUUUCAACGACGCUUUCAAGAAGGGAGCGAUGCACAACCACCACCGUCGUCGAUCAAUACAGGAUCGAGAAGAGCUUUCACCCAAGAGAUCUGCCAAGAGCUCCCACUAGGACCUACCGUAGGUAGCCAUCCCAGGGGCUCCCCACGGUGGCGGUCACCGAAGGUGAAGAAGACGCCCUCCACCUGGAGCUCAGCCCAGGAGAGGUCAGCUCCGCCGCGGGCAGUCGCUACCUUGGGCCGCCACCGCCACGGAUUUGGGCAUCCGGCCCCCACUAGCACCCUCCAUGGAUCUACCAAGGGGUCCCAGCGGCCAGGGCAGCAUUGGAUUUGGGUUUGCUGGCGCCGGAUCUGGGCAUCCCGGGCGUUGGCCACCGCCAGCAGCCACCACAGUAGCAUCAGGAGAUGAGAAGGUGGGGGAGAUGUGGAGGUGGAAGAGGGGGUUCGUGGGGAAUGAGUGCGCCCGCCGCCGCCCUCAUCACAGUCGGACAGACUUCUGCCAGCAAGCUCCAGCGGCGGUGAGGAGGAAGGGGUGGCGCUUGAGGUGAGGGGGUGGCGCCGCCCCAAGUCACCCGGGGGCGACGCGGGGGCCAAGCGAAAAAAUGUCUCCAAAAACAUAUGACAAUAACGAUGACAUUUGCACUGUUGUUGUUGUUGGAUUUUGACUUGGCAGCCACCUACAUUUAGGUGGAUAUUCAAGGAAGAGGCGAAGGACGAGAACUAGGAGGAUUCCAACAUGGAUUUUGAUAGCAAUAGUGAGACAAAGAUGAUGACGAGGUGGUCGAUGAUGAGAGUAGUGGAUAUGAUGAAGAGAGGGCUGUUGUGUCUUCUCAUGUAUUAGUCCUUUCUCGAACAAUUGUGAUCGUUUGACA
Molecule: messenger RNA, 3476 nt
Organism: Setaria italica (foxtail millet)
Lineage: Eukaryota; Viridiplantae; Streptophyta; Magnoliopsida; Poales; Poaceae
Product: lysine histidine transporter 2
Exons: 8
Coding region: 92-1495 (467 amino acids)
Cellular component (GO): plasma membrane
Source: RefSeq, a predicted model, not a curated record